CUGCUUCUUUCGUCGAGAGUUUGUCGACGCGCCGCAACGGCAAUGGCGUCCUAGAAGGCUUUGAUUCCGGUCGCCGUCGCGCAAUUCGGGCUUCCGAAUUGGUUCAGUUCGCAGGGAAGUAGCUGAGUCGUUUUUAUGUCUGUUUUAUCGGGCGAUGAGAUAGUUGGAGCUAGGAGGAGAUAAAAGUGGACUGAGAUGGAUCUGAAUGCUCUUGGGACUUCUGCUGGAAUUAAUAUAGGCGUGUGUGUGGGAGUUUUUUCAUUAUAUUCCAUAUUGAGAAAGCAACCGAGCCAAGCUAGGGUCUACUUUGGGCGAAGGCUUUCAAUUGGCGCAAGGAAAUGUACUGCAUUAUGCUUGGAUAGAUUUGUUCCCUCUGCUAGUUGGAUAGUGAAAGCCUGGAAAACAACAGAUGAAGAAAUACUGAAUAAUGUUGGCUUGGAUAGUGUUGUAUUUGUGAGGAUAAUUGUCUUCAGUCUCCGGAUAUUUUCCAUUGCUGCCGUCACAUGCAUUCUUAUAGUGCUUCCAGUGAAUUAUCAAGGGAACGUGCUCGACCACAAGGAUCUCCCUUAUGAAACCUUGGAAGUAUUUACCAUCUUGAACGUUCGACAGGGUUCAAAAUGGCUCUGGACCCAUUGUCUCGCAUUGUACAUUAUUACGUUUUCAGCUUGUGUUCUCCUUUACAUCGAGUAUAAGAGCAUCACUAAAAUGAGACUGGCACAUAUUACUGGAUCCCAUUUAAAUCCAAGUCAGUUUACAGUUGUUGUUCGUGCUAUUCCCUGGUCUCAGGAAGAUACCUACAGUGAUUCAGUAAGAAAAUUCUUCAUGAGGAAUUAUGAGUCAAGCUACUUGUCUCACCAAAUGGUGUAUCGAUCUGGUAAAAUUCAGAAACUGAUGAGCAAUGCUGGGAAAAUGUGCAAGAUCUUGAAGGAUGUUUCUAUUGAACAGAACCAUAAACCAGGCUUAUAUCAUUGUGGUUUUUGUGGAGCAAAUUCCGAUUCUUUUCAGAUUCUCUCACAUGAAUCUGAAAGUUCUAGAGGGAACCUAAAUGUCGGGUCUCUUAUACAGGUGUGUGCUGCUGCUUUUGUCUUUUUCAAGACUCGCUAUGCUGCUCUUGCUACAUCACAGGUUCUUCACUCAUCAAAUCCUAUGUCAUGGGUGACACAGCUGGCUCCAGAGCCAAAAGAUGUCUACUGGUCAAACCUUUGGAUACCAUAUGGACAAUUGUGGAUCCGUAAGAUAGCUACACUUCUGGCUUCUAUUGCCUUUAUGCUUGUGUUUCUUAUUCCUGUCACAGUCGUUCAAGGAAUGACACAUGCAGAUAAGCUACAAAAAGCAUUACCGUUCCUGAAAGGUCCUCUUAAGAAGAAAUUUAUAAGCCAGGUGAUGACGGGUUACCUACCAAGUGUGGUUUUAAUUUUGGCUCUGUAUACAGUUCCACCAAUUAUGAUGGUUCUUUCAGCACUGGAGGGUUCUAUCUCUCGCAGUGGAAGGAAAAAGAGUGCAUGCUUCAAAAUCUUAUACUUCACUAUCUGGAAUGUUUUUGUUAUGAACAUCUUUGCUGGGACUGUCAUUGAUUCAUUCAGUGUAUUUAAAAAAUUGGAUAGUGUGAAAGACCUACCUCCGCAACUUGCGAGCGCAAUUCCUGCACAGGCUAAAUUCUUCAUGACUUAUGUUUUUACAUCUGGUUGGGCAAGCUUGGCAUGUGAACUCUUGCAGCUAUAUCCUCUUCUUUGCAACUUUAUCCGAAGAUAUAUAUUCAGAAUGAAAGACUGGGCUAUUGACACAAUGUCUUUUCCGUAUCAUACAGAAAUUCCUAGACUCCUGCUGUUUGGGUUCAUUGGAUUCACCUGCUCCAUCUUGGUUCCCCUAAUAUUGCCCUUUUUGCUCAUUUACUUCACACUUGCUUAUUUUAUAUAUCGAAACCAGAUUAUCAAUGUUUAUAUAACAAAGUAUCAAAGUGGGGGACAUUUAUGGCCUACGGUUCACAAUACAGUCAUUUUCUCAUUGAUUAUGAUGCAAAUAAUCGCUCUUGGUGUCUUUGGAUUAAGAAAAUCACCAGUAUCAUCAGGUUUCACUUUUCCGCUGGUUAUUUUCACUCUUUUGUUUAAUCAGUACUGUCAACAACGAUUUCAUCCAGUAUUCAAGAACCAUGUUGCGGAGAUUCUUAUUGAGAUGGAUCGGGAAGAUGAAAAAUAUGGGAGGACUGAAGAGAUUCAUCAACAGUUGCAUGCAGCCUAUUGCCAGUCCCCUUCAACUUCUCCUGACACGAGUAUGGCAGGCUCAUAUCAUCACCAGGAAGAAGAGAGCAUUCAGGAUCCAGAGAAUGUGACACCAGGAAAGGAACCCAGCCAAGUAAGUUUGAACUGGUCCGUUGCUAGCACUUUUGGAGCCCCAGAGCCAAUAUAAAUUCAGUUUUCGCGGUGCAUAAUUUACUUUCUUUUGAUUCAAACUCGCUGUUGAUGGUGCUUCUGGAAUGAAACGCUUGCAUGAAGAAAGGUAUAUACACCUUCAAGAAAAAGCGUUGUACAGACUAUACACACUAGUGAAACAUUACCUUACGAAAUGCAGAGCUCCACAAGCGUACAGCCGGACUCUGUUUUCUUUUCUUUAAUAGGAUUCUUAAAAAGCAACUACUGUUUUGUUGCUUUUGUACAGUUCUCAGUUUUGAUCACAUAAAUUCAGAUAGUUUAGAGGUGUUUUCGCAGCCUUUGUGGUUGUAAUGAAGCCUAUUGCUUGGUUCAAAAGAAUUGCUGAUAGCGGGUAUACGGUAUAUACCAUUGUGUUCAAUUGUUUAUUGGAUAUUGGAUUAUCAGUGUUCAAUACCAUUUAAGAUUGUAAACCAUGUUCUUGAUAAUGUCCAUGUUGAUUCAAGUUUGAUCUUUUUAAACAGUUUGAAUUACAUU
This is a messenger RNA of Fragaria vesca subsp. vesca, 2903 nucleotides long. RefSeq lists its product as uncharacterized. Bases 196 to 2406 code for a protein of 736 amino acids. Lineage: Eukaryota; Viridiplantae; Streptophyta; Magnoliopsida; Rosales; Rosaceae. Gene Ontology annotation, cellular component: plasma membrane. The transcript is spliced from 12 exons. The record is from RefSeq and is a predicted model, not a curated record. Gene Ontology annotation, molecular function: calcium-activated cation channel activity.